Saccharomyces paradoxus is the source of this 753-nucleotide messenger RNA. RefSeq names its product monothiol glutaredoxin GRX3 (gene GRX3). The coding region runs from base 1 to 753 and encodes 250 amino acids. The transcript has a single exon. Gene Ontology annotation, molecular function: 2 iron, 2 sulfur cluster binding. The record is from RefSeq and is a predicted model, not a curated record. NCBI's taxonomy places the organism in Eukaryota, Fungi, Ascomycota, Saccharomycetes, Saccharomycetales, Saccharomycetaceae.
AUGCCUGUCAUUGAAAUCAACGAUCAAGAUCAAUUUACCCACUUAACGACCACUGCGGCCGGCGACAAGUUAAUUGUACUUUAUUUCCAUACUAGUUGGGCAGAACCAUGCAAAGCAUUGAGGGAAGUUUUUGAGGCUAUUAGUAAUGAGCCUUCUAAUGAGAACGUCUCCUUUUUAUCUAUUGAUGCGGAUGAAAACUCUGAAAUUUCAGAACUGUUUGAAAUCUCAGCUGUUCCAUAUUUUAUCAUAAUUCAUAAAGGAACAAUCUUAAAAGAGUUAUCUGGUGCAGACCCAAAGGAAUUUGUGACUUUAUUGGAAGACUGCAAGAAUUCAAUAAAUUCCGGACCAUCACAAACUGGUACCGUGGAAAAUGCAAACGUAAAUGAAGGAAGUCAUAAUGACGAAGAAGAUGACGAUGAAGAAGAGGAAGAAGAAACCGAGGAGCAAAUAAAUGCUAGAUUGACUAAGUUGGUUAAUGCUGCACCGGUAAUGCUAUUUAUGAAGGGGAGCCCCUCUGAGCCUAAAUGUGGUUUCUCAAGACAAUUAGUGGGUAUUUUGAGGGAACAUCAAGUAAGAUUUGGCUUUUUCGAUAUAUUAAGGGACGAAUCUGUUAGACAGAACUUAAAAAAGUUUUCUGAAUGGCCAACUUUUCCUCAACUUUACAUUAAUGGGGAGUUUCAAGGCGGUUUAGACAUUAUCAAGGAAUCCUUGGAGGAAGAUCCCGAUUUUUUACAGCAUACUCUUCAAUCUUGA